This is a messenger RNA of Postia placenta MAD-698-R-SB12, 993 nucleotides long. RefSeq lists its product as hypothetical. Bases 1 to 993 code for a protein of 330 amino acids. Lineage: Eukaryota; Fungi; Basidiomycota; Agaricomycetes; Polyporales; Adustoporiaceae. The transcript has 6 exons. The record is from RefSeq and is a predicted model, not a curated record.
AUGUCCCAGGGAGGAAUGUAUAUCCCUCAGAGCUCGGGCGAUAGGAAUGUCUACAACCAAGGUCGCCUCGACCCGACGCAAAACCUUGCAUCCUAUCCAACUUUAUCCGUGUCACCUCCAGGCUCUUCAUUGCAGACCCCGCGCCCUGAGGCCGGCGCGCGCACGCCUUCCGCAUCUUCUGGUGCGGUCCCCAACGUGCUCGGGUCCCUGAAGCAAUUUUUGCCCGGGGACAAUGUCUCUGCAUUGUUCGACCCGCCGCCGCCGUCUUUCCAAAGGCCGCCUCGACCAGACCUCCCGUAUGCGCCUUUUGCGCCGACGCCCCUAAUGACAGCAGGAAGCGAGCUGGACAAGGGCUUUCCGCUGAUAGCUCCGCCUUCGACAACGGUCCCUCAUCCGUUUGUGACGCAUGGUGUUGGCGAGGAAGACUGGCUGCGCUUCUUGAAUGACGCAAAGACGGCAAGCAAGCUUUCUCCCGUGGAUCGUGUGAAGUCGACCGUCGCGCCUAUGGCUAUGCACAUGAGCAUCGGUAUAGGCUAUCUGGUCUCUAAGGCCAUAAUGAAGCGUCAGAAGGAUAAAAAGCGACCGCCGUCGGCCACAGGAACGUUGAGCUACAGUGGCCCAGAUGUGCCCCCACCAGACAUGGCCCAUCUUCCGCCCCAGGACCACCAUUACGACACAGACUCGGACAGCGCGUCUGAUUCUGAUGUCAAUGGGUCAAGCAAUAGUCCUGAGAGCAGCAGAGUUGCAACGAGGGGAGGACGCCGCGAACGGCGCAUGGAAAGACGGGCCGAGAGAGGGCAGCGCAUGGGACGCAGGAGGGAGAAGAGAAGUCAAGCCAAGGAGCAAUGGCGCUUGAUAGUGUGGACCUUCGGUGACGAGUAUACGCUUGAGGCCCUAUCAAAAAUUUUCCGUCCAAGUUCAGCGCUCAGUGCCAAGUCGCAGUCUGAGGAGUGCGGGCCGUGCGAUACUACAUAUGUUCGUAAUCAGACAUAA